UGAUGUAAGGGGAGCCGAGAUGAGAAAGCCAGGCGAUGUCUCCUAUUCAAACCUUGUUGUGUUGAUGGUAUUUGACGUUCAAAGUUUCCUUCUGACGAUUUUAUCUUCCUAGCACAGAAACGCCGCUAUGGAUGAUGAAAAAGAGAAUGCGACAGAGAGACCAGUUGUAGGACUCCGGCCUGGCAAGAGGAGGAAUUCAAUCCUGAAGGAGUCGCCAGCAAGGACUGCUUACCAUGAGAGACGUUCAUUGAAUUUCAAGAAGCGAGUGUCCUUCUCAGGAACAAAUAUAGUCAAGGAGUACAAGGCUCAGCGUUGUGGCAACACUGAGUGGGACAACUCUUAUGAGAUGCCAGUGGUGCACCAUGACAGCUCAACAUCCACCCUGCCCACUCCAACCAGCAAUUCCAAGUCUGUCAGAUAUGAGGCUGAUACCAGUAUUGGCAUAGCAGCUGCAUCAUCACUACAUCACACUGCUACUCAGCUUAGUCAGAAUGAAAAACUCUUAUCCCUCACACAUACUGAGAUAACUCGACUGUCUUCAGUAACAGUGAGUGAUAGCACCACUUCAAGAGUGUAUGACAGGCCGCUCAUAUUUCCACCAUCACCUUCACGAGACAAUAAUGAAGAUGAUACAAACAUGCAGAAGGAUUUCCUUGCAGAGUUUCUGGCUCUCCCAACCUCCAAGACUGAACCCUCAUCACCAUCUGCUGAAGAUGGUGGUGAUACAUCAGACACUAAAAACUUUCUCAACAAGAUUUUAGCUUUGCCAUCUGCCACCCCCACAACCUCAGGUCCCCUGCAAUACAAGGAGGUGCUACAGAGCAAGGACAGGACCUGUUUAAGGAGCAAGUCCACCACCCCAUCCUGUGACAUGGAGAUGACUGGUCCUGUGGGUCAGGUCAUCAGAGGGUCACAAGAGAUGGACCACAACAUGGAGAUGACUCGUCCUGUGGGCCAGGUCAUCAGAGGGUCACAAGAGGUGGACCACAACAUGGAGAUGACCUAUCCUGUGGGUCAGGUCAUCAGAGGGUCACAAGAGGUGGACCAGAACAUGGAGAUGACUCGUCCUGUGGGUCAGGUCAUCAGAGGGUCACAAGAAGUGGACCAGAACAUGGAGAUGACUCGUCCUGUGGGUCAGGUCAUCAGAGGAUCUCAAGAAGUGGACCACAACAUGGAGAUGACUCAUCCUGUGGGUCAGGUCAUCAGAGGAUCAUAUGAGAUUGACCACACCAUGGAGAUGACCUGUCCUGUGGGCCAGGUCAUCAGAGGAUCUCAAGAAGUGGACCAGAACAUGGAGAUGACCCGUCCUGUGGGUCAGGUCAUCAAAGGGUCACAAGAAGUGGACCAGAACAUGGAGAUGACCCAUCCUGUGGGUCAGGUCAUCAGAGGGUCACAAGAAGUGGACCAGAACAUGGAGAUGACCCGUCCUGUGGGUCAGGUCAUCAGAGAGUCACAAGAAGUGGACCAGAACAUGGAGAUGACCCGUCCUGUGGAUCAGGUCAUCAGAGGGUCACAAGAAGUGGACCAGAACAUGGAGAUGACCCGUCCUGUUGGUCAGGUCAUCAGAGGGUCACAAGAAGUUGACCAGAACAUGGAGAUGACCUGUCCUGUGGGUCAGGUCACUGCAUUAACACAUAGGGUUGAAAUGGCCAGUGAACCUGGCGUGACAACACAGAUCAUCAGGUCAGACCAAGAGGUGGACCAGAACAUGGAGAUGACCCAUCCAGUGGGUCAGGUCAUCAGAGGGUCACAAAAGGUAGACCACAACAUGGAGAUGACCUGUCUUGUGGGUCAGGUCAUCAGAGGAUCACAAGAGGUAAACUGCAACAUGGAGAUGACCUGUCCUGUGGGUCAGGUCAUCAAAGGGUCACAAGAGGUGGACCAAAACAUGGAGAUGACUCGUCCUGUGGGUCAGGUCACUGCAUUAACACGUAGGGUUGAAAUGGCCAGUGAAGCUGGCGUGACAACACAGAUCACCAGGUCAGACCAGGAGGUGGACCAGAACAUGGAAAUGACCUGUUCAGUGGGUCAGGUCAUCAGAGGGUCACAAGAGGUAGACCACAACAUGGAGAUGACCUGUCCUGUGGGUCAGGUCAUCAGAGGAUCUCAAGAAGUGGACCAAAACAUGGAGAUGACCCGUCCUGUGGGCCAGGUCAUCAGAGGGUCACAAGAGGUGGACCACAACAUGGAGAUGACCCAUCCUGUGGGUCAGGUCAUCAGAGGGUCACAAGAAGUGGACCAGAACAUGGAGAUGACCCGUCCUGUGGGCCAGGUCAUCAGAGGGUCACAAGAAGUGGACCAGAACAUGGAGAUGACCCAUCCUGUGGGCCAGGUCAUCAGAGGGUCACAAGAAGUGGACCAGAACAUGGAGAUGACCCGUCCUGUGGGUCAGGUCAUCAGAGGGUCACAAGAGGUGGACCACAACAUGGAGAUGACCCAUCCUGUGGGUCAGGUCAUCAGAGGAUCUCAAGAAGUGGACCAAAACAUGGAGAUGACCCGUCCUGUGGGCCAGGUCAUCAGAGGGUCACAAGAAGUGGACCAGAACAUGGAGAUGACCCGUCCUGUGGGCCAGGUCAUCAGAGGGUCAAAAGUAGUGGACCAGAACAUGGAGAUGACCCGUCCUGUGGGUCAGGUCAUCAGAGGGUCACAAGAAGUGGACCAGAACAUGGAGAUGACCUGUCCUGUGGGUCAGGUCAUCAGAGGGUCACAAGAAGUUGACCAGAACAUGGAGAUGACCUGUCCUGUGGGUCAGGUCACUGCAUUAACACAUAGGGUUGAAAUGGCCAGUGAAGCUGGCGUGACAACACAGAUCACCAGGUCAGACCAGGAGGUGGACCAGAACAUGGAAAUGACCCGUCCAGUGGGUCAGGUCAUCAGAGGAUCACAAGAGGUAGACCACAACAUGAAGAUGACCUGUCCUGUGGGUCAGAUCAUCAGAGGGUUACAAGAGGUGGACCAGAACAACAUGGAGAUGACCCAUCCUGUGGGCCAGGUCAUCAGAGGAUCACAAGAGGUAGACCACAACAUGGAGAUGACCUGUCCUGGGGGUCAGGUUAUCAGAGUGUCACAAGAGGUGGACCAGAACAACAUGGAGAUGACCCAUCCUGUGGGUCAGGUUAUGAGGUCACAAGAGGUGGACCAGAACAGCAUGGAGAUGACCCGUCCUGUGGGUCAGGUCAUUAGAGGGUCACAAGUGGUAGACCACAACAUGGAGAUGACCUGUCCUGUGGGUCAGGUUAUCAGAGUCUCACAUGAAGUGGACCAGAACAUGGAGAUGACCCAUCCUGUAGGUCAGGUCAUCAUAGGAUCACAAGAGGUAGAGCAGAACAUGGAGAUGACCCAUCCUCUGGGUCAGGUCAUCAGAGAGUCACAAGAGGUGGACCACAACAUGGAGAUGACCCAUCCUGUGGGUCGGGUCAUAAAACCUAAGGAGGUGGCCUGUCUUGUAAAUCAAGCCCAUGAUAUGGAAAUGACCUGGCCAUUGGCUGAGCUCAGUAGGUCAUCCCAGCAAGUGAACCAGAGUGUGGAUGUAAUCUAUCCAGUCUCGAGGCCAGGAUGUCAACCUCAGCUUGCCAUGUCUCCUCAUAAUGUUGAUGACUAUGUGGAUAACACCUUGACCAACAUCAACCCCAACUUGACAUCAUCUGAGGACCAGGACGUGGAAUUAUCUUGUCAAAUCACCAGGUCAGCUCAAGAUAUGGAGAUGACCCAUGCUGAGAGUCAGGUCAAUGCAUCCACUCAAAAUAAUGAGGUGACUUGUCCUGUGAUUCUUGUCACCAGACCAUCCACAGAGACAAACCAUUCUGUAUUGGGGAACAUCAGACAAUCUCAGGAGGUGGAUCACAACAUUGAGGUUAGCCAUCCUGUAAGUAAUCUCAGCAGGUCAAGCCAUGAGGUGGCUGUAGAUCUGGCCAGCAGUACCAGAGGCAGGUCAAGCCAUGAGGUGGCUAUAGAUCAGGCCAGCAGUACCACCAAGAAGCAAGAUCAAGCAGUGUCCAUUCUUGGUAAACGAACUCCAUCUUCAGAGUGCUCAGACACCCCUGCACCCAAACUGUUUGCAUCAUGUACAUCCCAAGCCUCUCCAGAUACUGCUGUUUCCACACAUUCUCACUCCACUACUAUACCUUGUUCAUCCCCACACCCUGUGCCAGCAACACCUUCCAUAUCACCAGAAACCUUACCCACAUCAUUACCCCUGAGCCCACACUGUUCACCAUCCUUACUAAUGUCAUCCAUACACAUUGCAUCCUCAAGCCCAGAUACCCACAUUUCUUCUUCAACUGCCACAUCUGAGCCAUCUUCCUCUUCAUUCAUGGCUCCCCAACCUGCUACCUUGCCAGCACCUGAAACUCCAUCUUGCUGCCCUAGUUGGUGUUCCCUCCGUGCUGGUUCAGUAAUCCCUCACCCAAAUAGUGAAAGAUAUAAGUGGCACCUGCAUGAGGUGAAGGGAGACAAGUGGUGCCUGAAUCUGCUCCACAGUCCCUUAUUUGUGUACCUCACACUGGCCCACCACUCCCAAUACCACCAUAUCAUUACUAGUGCUGACACCAACUUAAAAAGUCAGAAUAUGAGCAAUCCAGUUGGCCGGCUGGUGCUGAAUGUGCUGGGCUGCCGUCUUGAUGGUGCCAUGCCAGGCCUGGUGGGUGCGGUGGUGUGUGAGGCAGGUGCUGCCCUGGAAAAGCUGCUUGAAGCAUAUCUCUCUGCCCAUGACCUCAUGGUGGAACUCAACCUAAUCAAGUUUCUCCACUGUACUAAAUUUACUCCUAACAGUAUCAAGGUCAGCUUGAGUAGCUACAAGAACCACUUAAGCCUGGAAGUGGAGGUGAGGUUGGAGCCACCCUCACCCCAGCCAGAUGACCCCUACACUCUCCAUCCCUCUGUCAACAUCAAGAUUGGCAAUGGCAAGCUGAGGAAGGAUGAGGUGAAGGCACUGAUGACAGAUGUGGCUCCAGGACCACAACAGAUUCUGAGGCUGGUGACUACUGUGCAUCAGAUGGUGAAGAAGACCUCGUGAUGACUGCAUUAAAAUACAUCUUCCCUUUUCUGUCUUUUAUAAGGUUUUUAUAUAUGCUCUUUUGUUUGAGGCACUUGAGCAUUAGCAUUGCAGUAAUAGUGACCAUAAAGGUUCAAAGAUUGGAGACUGCUAUCAUCCACUAAUGUUGCUACAGCUUUCCCCAUGCUCUACCUUGCUUUUGUGGAGUUAUUACUUAUGAUGUCUUUAGAUUAUAACUGGAUAUGACUUGGGAGUUGGAAAGAUUUUCUGGGAAAUUUAAUUUUUUUAUUCAUUUAUUUAUUUAUAAUUUUUUUUUAGGGUGGUUUAUUCCUUUCCAAAAGUGCCAUUUAUGUUGUAUUCUUCAUUAGAAAUCUUGUAUUCUUAAAGGUAUGAUGAUCAGAUAAUGUUACAAGGCUCAGCAUUUGAUUUAUACUCUGGCAAUUUGCUUACUUAAUGAUGUAUCAAAAAGCAAAAAUGUUUUAGGUUUGGAUGCUCUUUAUCUUCAACAGUGAUGUAAAUACCGAUGUGUACUUUCAAUACUGAUGCAUAUUAAAUUGAAAGAUGUUCCAAGACUUUCUAACAGACUAAUGGAAAUUGUGAUACUUUUUAAAAUGAAGGUGUGAAUAAAUAAAGUGAUGGAAAAGUUG
This is a messenger RNA of Portunus trituberculatus (swimming crab), 5640 nucleotides long. RefSeq lists its product as uncharacterized. The transcript is spliced from 14 exons. Lineage: Eukaryota; Metazoa; Arthropoda; Malacostraca; Decapoda; Portunidae. The record is from RefSeq and is a predicted model, not a curated record. Bases 128 to 5014 code for a protein of 1628 amino acids.